UCUCUGCCGCCGUCCGUCCCGUCGGGUCCCCGCCGUCGCUCCAGCCGCAGCCAUGGAGGCCAUCAAGAAGAAGAUGCAGAUGCUCAAGCUGGACAAGGAGAACGCCAUCGACAGGGCCGAGCAGGCCGAGGCCGACAAGAAGCAGGCCGAGGACCGCUGCAAACAGCUGGAGGAGGAGCAGCAGGGCCUGCAGAAGAAGCUGAAGGGCACCGAGGAUGAGGUGGACAAGUACUCGGAGGCCGUCAAGGAGGCCCAGGAGAAGCUGGAGCAGGCCGAGAAGAAGGCCACCGACGCGGAGUCCGAUGUGGCUUCUCUAAACCGUCGCAUCCAACUGGUGGAAGAGGAGCUGGACCGAGCCCAGGAGCGCCUGGCCACGGCCCUGCAGAAGCUGGAGGAGACGGAGAAGAUGGCUGACGAGAGCGAGAGGGGCAUGAAGGUCAUCGAGAACCGAGCCAUGAAGGACGAGGAGAAGAUGGAGCUCCAGGAGAUGCAGCUCAAAGAGGCCAAGCACAUCGCUGAGGAGGCCGACCGCAAAUACGAGGAGGUGGCUCGGAAGCUGGUGAUCCUGGAGGGGGACUUGGAGCGCUCAGAAGAGAGGGCAGAAGUUGCUGAGAGCCGCAUGAGGCAGCUAGAAGAGGAGCUCCGCACCAUGGAUCAGGCCCUCAAAUCCCUGAUGGCUGCGGAGGAAGAGUAUUCCACCAAGGAGGAUAAAUAUGAAGAGGAGAUAAAGGUGUUGACAGACAAGCUCAAAGAGGCUGAGACCCGGGCAGAGUUUGCAGAGAGGUCUGUGGCUAAGCUGGAGAAGACCAUUGAUGACUUGGAGGACGAAGUCUAUGCCCAGAAGAUGAAGUACAAAGCCAUCAGCGAGGAGCUGGACAACGCUCUGAACGACAUCACUUCACUCUGAGCCACACACCCUGGCUGCCCCCCCACCC
Molecule: messenger RNA, 935 nt
Organism: Euleptes europaea (tarantolino)
Lineage: Eukaryota; Metazoa; Chordata; Lepidosauria; Squamata; Sphaerodactylidae
Gene: TPM2
Product: tropomyosin 2
Exons: 9
Coding region: 53-907 (284 amino acids)
Biological process (GO): muscle contraction; actin filament organization
Cellular component (GO): actin filament
Molecular function (GO): actin filament binding
Source: RefSeq, a predicted model, not a curated record